GUUUCUUCCAAGUGUGCUAUUUGUUAAUGCGGUGCUUCUUCACAAGCAAUAUCAUUUUAGAUCGCCUUCAUCCUUUUGUCUGCUCAGUGCUUUUGGUUCGUCGUUUAAUCGAUCGAAUUUAUUUCUUUUUUCUGCAUCUUCGGUUGAAACUUGUGAGUCUGUGGCAAUUCAAUAUGCCCGAAAACAAGCCUGUAAUUGGGCUUUCAUGGGAACCAAAGUUACCUCAAUUAUCAUUUGGGACCAAAAAGAGCUCCAAUGAGGUGCCCAGGACCAGUGCAGUAUACAAACCUAGUUCGGAACUCAUCGACGGCCUAUUUGUUCCGCCCAAUGAUCCCAAAGAGGUGAACAAGCUUUUACGAAAACAAAUCAAGGAUACAACUGGCAAAAAUUGGUUUGAUAUGCCUGCCCCAACGAUUACUCCAGAGCUGAAAAGGGAUCUCCAGCUGUUAAAGUUAAGGGGUGCCAUGGAUCCGAAAAGGCAUUACAAGAAGAGUGGCUCAAAAUCAAAAACACUACCUAAAUAUUUCCAGGUCGGCACAGUAAUAGAGCCAGCAUCUGAAUACUACUCUGGUAGACUGACUAAGAAGGAGAGAAAGACAACACUUACUGAGGAGCUUCUUUCCGACCGUAAACUUGGGGAGUACAGGAAACGCAAAGUUCGCGAGAUUGAAGAACGUAAUCGGCCAGGUGGAGUUGACAAGUGGAAGAAUAGAGGUCCACAGUCAAGGAAGCGCGCAAAGCAAAGAAGGCAUUGAAGCUAGAGAGCUCAAGAAGCGUUGGAAUCUUUUACGAGGUGUACCUGCCAUUCUGGCAAAACUAUUAGGAUGUGCCAAUAACAAGGCAGGUUUGAUAGAACAUCUACAAAUCCCAGAUGCCAUAAUUGCACCAGCAUACUUCUAAUACGUGUUUCUAGCACUCCCAACAGAUAAUAGUUGUCAUCAAUUUUGAACUGUGUUGCUGAUGAUCUUCAUGUAUAUUAGCCUUCUCAUGGGGUAUUCUACUCUUAUUGUUCUGGCAUCAAUACAUCAGAAUGUUCUGCAGUGUGGACUGAUGUUUUGACAUGCUAUAUAUUUUCUGCAACGGUUAGGUGGUAUUAUUUACCAUCUGAAAUUGAUUAGACGUUUGAACGCUAAUCUGAGUAUACAACCGUAUUCUAGUCCAGAUAAAGCUAUAACUUAGGAGUAA
Solanum dulcamara is the source of this 1185-nucleotide messenger RNA. RefSeq names its product rRNA-processing protein fcf2-like. The coding region runs from base 27 to 755 and encodes 242 amino acids. Gene Ontology annotation, cellular component: nucleolus. The transcript is spliced from 6 exons. Gene Ontology annotation, biological process: RNA processing. NCBI's taxonomy places the organism in Eukaryota, Viridiplantae, Streptophyta, Magnoliopsida, Solanales, Solanaceae. The record is from RefSeq and is a predicted model, not a curated record. Gene Ontology annotation, molecular function: RNA binding.